This is a messenger RNA of Filobasidium floriforme, 1153 nucleotides long. Its product is annotated as peroxisomal membrane anchor protein conserved region-domain-containing protein. The transcript is spliced from 5 exons. NCBI's taxonomy places the organism in Eukaryota, Fungi, Basidiomycota, Tremellomycetes, Filobasidiales, Filobasidiaceae. The record is from RefSeq and is a predicted model, not a curated record. Gene Ontology annotation, biological process: protein import into peroxisome matrix, docking. The coding region runs from base 47 to 1153 and encodes 368 amino acids. Gene Ontology annotation, molecular function: signaling receptor binding. Gene Ontology annotation, cellular component: peroxisomal importomer complex; peroxisomal membrane.
CUUCUACCAACCUCGAAUGACAUAGCCAAACACAGACUUCACGACCAUGUCAGAUCCGACAAUAUCACGGCCAGAUCUCAUCCGGGAUGCGGUGACCUUUCUUCGAGAUCCCAAGGUUCUCUCAUCUCCACUAACCCAGAAGAUCCAGUUCCUCGAAUCAAAAGGCCUCUCAUCCUCCGAGAUCGAACGAGCGCUUCAUCUCGCUUCGACCGGAUCCGGGUCAGGAGCUGGGUCAUCGGAAGAGAGAGGGCCUACGACGCAGGACGAGCGAUCUGACCUCGAUACAUUUGGAGGAGGUUAUGGUCAAGGUCGGGCGGAGAUUCAGAAUCAAAAUCAGAGCUAUGGGAGUGGAGGUGGAUACGCCAGUCCGUAUGGACCGGGAUAUGGGUAUGGACAGGGGAUGAUGAUGCCGAAACCCGAACUCCCACGUAGAGAUUGGAGGGACUAUUUCAUCAUGGCAGUAGUUUCCGGAGGGGUCAUGUACGGCCUCAUCUCCCUCACCCGCAAAUACCUCCUCCCGCACCUCCAACCCCCAACGCGGACAUCCUUCGAAGAGACCUCGCAUUCCCUUUCCGAGCAAUUCGAUGCGGCCCAACAGCUCCUUGAUGAGCUUCAAGCCCAGACCAAGGGGUUGCAGGAGGAUGUCGAGAAGGAAAAGGAAGGUGUCAAGGGGGUCGUCGAAGAGGUCAGAGAGGCUGUGAGGCGGGUCGGGGAGGGGGAGGAGAGGUGGAGAGAAGAGAUGAGGGAGAUGAGGCAAGAGGUCGAGGAGCUGAAGUCGCUCGUACCGAGGAUGAUCGAGAAACACGCUACCGCCCAGUCUUCCUCCUUGCAAGAAUUACAGACGGACAUCAAGUCCUUACGCACGCUUCAAGCCCGUCGACCGCUCACCCCUAGCGUACCCGCCGCAUCCUCCUCCACGUCCGACCAAGUCCAAGGCGCUUCAUCAUCAUCGCCCUCUUCAUCAUCACCACCAAAGACCUCCACGUCGACGCAGCCUCCUCCAGCGAGUGCAGAGGCGAACGCGCUCUUGGCUCCUCCUGGAAAUGGGGGUCGGCCGAGUAUCCCGGCUUGGCAAUUGGAGGCCGAGAAGAAGGAGCAGGAGAAGGAGGUCAAGGCGAAGGCGGAGACGGGAGACGUCGGUGAGAAGGCUUGA